AUCUGCCAACUCUUGUAUAUAUCUGCAAACCGACACCCCAUCUCCAUGAUCGUCUUCCUUUGCUCCGAUCAACGAUGUCGACUGUCUGCAUAGAGCCUCUCUUUCAGCGCUGUCGCCGAGAAAACCCUAGAUUUCGUCUCAAGUCGCUGGCAACGAAGCCGUCCUCUUUGAAUUACUCUCGGAAGCCGCUCCGCAAUGGCGGGAGCUUUUGCAACUUCAAAUCUCUUCAUGGAGUUCGUCCUCUCAGAGCUGCUUCGAUCGAUACAGCGCUUUUCGAGACUACAGACGUCUUCUUCAAGGAGACAUUUAUAUUGAAGCGAACUGAAGUGGUGGAGGGAAAGAUUUCAAUCAGAUUGGAUCCCGGGAAGAAUGGAGAGAAUUGGCAGCUUACUGUGGGAUGUAACAUUCCUGGCAGCUGGGUUCUGCAUUGGGGUGUUUCUUAUAUCGAUGAUGUUGGCAGUGAAUGGGAUCAGCCUCCUCUAGAAAUGAGACCUCCUGGUUCCGUUGCUAUUAAAGACUAUGCCAUAGAGACACCAUUGAAGAAAUUGUCCUCUGCUUCAGAAAGAGAUACACUUCAUGAAGUGACCAUUGAUUUUAGUCCUAACAGUGAAAUUGCUGCUAUACGUUUUGUUUUGAAGGAUGAAGAUAAUGGAGCUUGGUAUCAGCAUCGAGGGAGGGAUUUUGAACUUCUUCUUAUGGAUUACCUUUGUGAGGGUACCAAUACCGUAGGAGCAAAGGAGGGCUUUGGAAUAUGGCCAGGGCCUUUGGGACAGCUGUCUAACAUGCUUCUCAAAGCAGAAGGAUCUCACCCUAAAGGUCAAGAUAGCAGCAGUGUAUCUGGAGACCUUAUUACUGGGUUCUAUGAGGAGCAUUCUAUUGUAAAAGAAGUACCUGUGGAUAACUCAGUGAAUGUAUCUGUAAAGAAAUGUCCGGAGACAGCUAGGAAUCUUCUGUACUUAGAAACCGAUCUAAUUGGAGAUGUUAUUGUUCAUUGGGGAGUUUGUCGAGAUGAUAAUAAGACAUGGGAAAUUCCAGCUGCUCCUCACCCACCAGAAACAAAACUAUUUAAGAAGAAAGCUUUGCGGACUCUAUUACAGUCAAAAGAGGAUGGGCAUGGAAGUUGGGGAUUAUUUACUUUAGAUGAAGAACUUGAGGGUUUCCUUUUUGUGCUCAAGUUAAAUGAAAACACUUGGUUGAGAUGUAUGGGAAAUGACUUCUACAUCCCCCUUUCAGGUUCAAGUAGUUUGCCUGCUCAAUCUAGGCAGGGUCAAUCAGAAGGUUGGGGAAAAUCUGAGAGAGUGGUAUCAGUUCCUACGGAGAUAUCAGGGAAAACUGCUGGAGAGAAUGAAAUAGUUUCUGAUGCUGCAUAUACUGAUGGAAUUAUUAAUGAUAUAAGGAAUUUAGUGAGUGAUAUUUCCUCUGAAAAGCGUCAGAAAACAAAAACCAAACAAGCACAAGAAAGCAUUCUCCAAGAGAUAGAAAAGUUAGCUGCAGAAGCCUAUAGUAUCUUCAGAAGCUCCAUUCCAACCUUUUCUGAGGAAGCUGUUUUGGAAACAUUAAAACCACCUGAAAAACUCACCUCAGGAACAGGCUCCGGGUUUGAGAUACUGUGCCAAGGAUUCAACUGGGAAUCUAAUAAAUCUGGAAGAUGGUACUUGGAGCUCAGUAAAAAAGUUGCAGAAUUAUCUUCUCUUGGUUUCACUGUGGUUUGGUUGCCUCCACCUACAGCAUCUGUGUCACCUGAAGGUUACAUGCCAACGGAUUUAUAUAACUUAAAUUCCAGAUAUGGAAAUAGUGAUGAACUAAAGGCUCUUGUGAAGAGUUUCCAUGAAGUCGGUGUGAAAGUCCUCGGAGAUGUUGUUUUGAAUCAUCGAUGUGCUCACUAUCAGAAUCAAAAUGGUAUUUGGAAUAUUUUUGGUGGUCGUUUGAAUUGGGAUGACCGUGCAAUUGUUGCAGAUGAUCCUCAUUUCCAGGGCAGGGGCAACAAGAGCAGUGGGGAUAAUUUUCAUGCUGCUCCAAACAUUGAUCAUUCACAAGAUUUCGUGAGGGAGGACAUCAAAGGAUGGUUAUGCUGGUUGAGGAAAGAAAUUGGGUAUGAUGGAUGGAGGCUUGAUUUUGUUCGGGGAUUUUGGGGUGGUUAUGUCAAGGACUAUAUGGAUGCGAGUGAACCUUACUUUGCUGUAGGCGAGUAUUGGGAUUCUCUCAGUUAUACAUAUGGGGAAAUGGAUCAUAAUCAAGAUGCGCAUAGGCAGAGAAUCAUUGACUGGAUUAAUGCUACUAAUGGGGCUGCAGGUGCAUUUGAUGUCACAACAAAAGGAAUUCUCCAUUCUGCACUGGGAAGAUGUGAAUAUUGGCGCUUAUCUGAUCAGAAGAGAAAGCCUCCAGGGGUUGUUGGCUGGUGGCCUUCUCGAGCAGUUACCUUUAUUGAGAAUCAUGACACUGGUUCUACUCAGGGUCACUGGAGAUUUCCUGGUGGAAAGGAAAUGCAAGGAUAUGCAUACAUCCUGACUCAUCCUGGGACGCCAGCAGUUUUCUUUGAUCAUCUCUUCUCUCACUACCGAUCUGAAAUUGCAUCACUCAUCUCUCUCAGAAAUCGGAAUGAGAUCCAUUGUCGGAGUACAAUUCAAAUCACAAUGGCAGAAAGGGAUGUGUAUGCAGCCAUCAUAGAUGAAAAAGUAGCGAUGAAGAUCGGACCAGGUUAUUAUGAGCCCCCAAAAGGGCAGCAGAGAUGGACUUUGGCUCUUGAGGGUAAAGAUUACAAGAUUUGGGAAGCCUCAUAAACAUAUUACAGCAACACAGUUGUUAUCAAGUAUACGAGUUAAUUAUAGAAUGUAUCCUCCUCCUCCCACUUCAAAGGAGAUACAGAUCGCCCAGGGCAGGGCAGGGCAAUGCAGUUGAUGGAGAUGGUUAUGCUUCCAAGAACCUCAAACCACAGCUUCUUAUCCGAAACCUCCUUUUCCAUCAGCACCUGGGGUCUGGAUGUCAGCCCUCAACCAAUUCCCUAAAACGUUCUUGGAAGAUGGAAAUGUCGCUUUGGGUCUGGGAAGAUGUACUUGUGGUUCUUGAUAUUAUAUUUACAUUGCAAUGCCUUGUGGAGAUACUGAUGAAAUAAAAUGCUAAAGUGUAUUAUAUUACCUCGCACUAACGCUGGAAAUUUGUCCGCAAAUCAUUGAUUAAUAAGAGAUGCUGACGUAUUUUUGUUAA
Molecule: messenger RNA, 3204 nt
Organism: Vitis riparia (riverbank grape)
Lineage: Eukaryota; Viridiplantae; Streptophyta; Magnoliopsida; Vitales; Vitaceae
Product: alpha-amylase 3, chloroplastic
Exons: 13
Coding region: 75-2780 (901 amino acids)
Biological process (GO): carbohydrate metabolic process
Molecular function (GO): calcium ion binding; alpha-amylase activity
Source: RefSeq, a predicted model, not a curated record